UAUAACCAGCUGAAACUCGAAGCAGUGUCAACAUGAUUCCAGCUAAAUUAAAGUUCUCAAAAUAUCUUUAAAGUUUGCACAGCUGUUCUGUGGUAGGCUCAGUAUUUUGCAAAUUUUUAUUUGAGUAGCCUGGUUUUCAAGAUAGGCUCGAGGAUGUGGGUCAGAUUGUAUGAAGCGUACGGUUCUCACGAUAAUGGAGAUAAACCCAAAUCCGUCCGAUGUUUGCUUUUCUACCUAAAAAAAUUGGUAUAAAAAGUGUGGUGGUCCAGCCAGAACAGCAUCAGUUGAUCAUAUCCAACUUCCAAUCAUCAACAUGAAGUACUCCUGUGCGCUGCUCCUUUUGGCCAUCCUGGGAUGCUGCCUGGUGAGCCUGUCGAGAGCUGCCUCAACCACAGCCACAACCGAAGCCUCCACCGCCACCACCACCACCACAGCCGCGUCCUCGGCCACCACCACAACCACAGCCGCGUCCACGACCACCACAACCACCGCAAGCACCACAACCACCACCACAGCUGCUUCCUCCGGCAAAAAGAAGCACGUGACCCACUACAAGCGCAAGACCCGCCGACCCAAGAAGGUCAGGAAGAUCCACCGCAAGAAGAAGCGCAGCGGUUGA
Molecule: messenger RNA, 619 nt
Organism: Drosophila suzukii
Lineage: Eukaryota; Metazoa; Arthropoda; Insecta; Diptera; Drosophilidae
Product: protein new-glue 1-like
Source: RefSeq, a predicted model, not a curated record